AUGCCUAUGUGCGGUGGAACAAAGUCUGUGCAGCGCAAGCUGGUGCUUCUCGGUGACGGUGCAUGCGGAAAGACCUCGUUACUUAACGUCUUCACAAGAGGUUACUUCCCAACAGUAUAUGAGCCUACAGUAUUCGAGAACUACGUACACGACAUCUACAUCGACAACACACACGUCGAGCUUAGUUUAUGGGACACAGCCGGACAGGAAGAAUUUGACAGGCUGCGAUCGCUGAGCUACGAUGACACGCACGCGAUCAUGCUUUGCUUUUCGGUCGACUCACCGGACUCGCUGGAGAACGUAGAAACGAAAUGGGUCGGCGAAAUAGCAGAGAACUGCCCCGGCGUCAAGCUCGUACUUGUUGCACUAAAGUGUGACUUGCGGAAAAAAGAAGACGAUGACGCCGACGACCAAGAGCCCGAGAAGCCAUGCAUCGAUUACAACGAAGGUCUGCGCGUAGCAGAGAAGAUCAAGGCGCUGCGGUACUUGGAAUGCUCCGCCAUGAAGAACCGAGGCGUCAACGAGGCCUUUACCGAAGCCGCUCGUGUCGCUCUGCAGGUUAAGACCAGCAAAGACCAAAGCGGCGGCUGCACCAUCCUCUAG
Messenger RNA from Alternaria atra, 603 nucleotides. RefSeq lists its product as uncharacterized. The coding region runs from base 1 to 603 and encodes 200 amino acids. NCBI's taxonomy places the organism in Eukaryota, Fungi, Ascomycota, Dothideomycetes, Pleosporales, Pleosporaceae. The record is from RefSeq and is a predicted model, not a curated record. Gene Ontology annotation, molecular function: GTP binding; GTPase activity. Gene Ontology annotation, biological process: small GTPase-mediated signal transduction. The transcript is spliced from 8 exons.